GGUAGGGGCUCCGAUUGAAGAGCAUGCCGAUUUAGUGUAUACUCGUGCAAUGUAUGAGAAAUUUUAUGAUGAGUUAUUCGAGGCUGGGAAGUUUUGUGUUCAGAGGGAAGAUGGCAAUGACAGGUUCAUUGUUUCCUCUGCGAAGUUGAGCUCAGAUGGUGUACAAAAAAAAUAUGUUGUUACUCUGCACGGAGAGGAUUUCAUGUCUUGCCAGUGUGGUCUGUAUGAGCAUCUAGGUAUGCUGUGCCGGCAUGCUUUAAAGGUUUUGUUACAUUUGGAUAGGCAAGAAAUUCCAAAGUUUAAUAUAAUGAGAAGAUGGACAAAGGAGGCAGUUGUUUACAAAGCUCAUGGAGAACAAACUGAUAUAGCUUCAGAUGCAGACCAAAUGAGGAAGAAGGCUUUGAUGUUGCAGACUCUUCAAAUUGUGCAUGGACCUUCACCGGUGGAUGAGCAGAUGUUCAGGAAUGCUAUGGAAGCGUUGAGGCCCGCUGACCGAACGCAGCGGGAGGAUCCACCAUUUGAUGGACAGUAUCAAUGUAGUUUGCAUGAUGAUGCUGGGCCGGUGCCUUUAUCGUGCCCUCCAAGGACAAUGAAGGGUGGUCGACCUCCUAGCACUGGGCUUAAUGCUUGGAUAUCGAGGAAAGACAAGAGAAGGACUCUUGACUCUUCACCGAGGGAUCCAAUUUCCGAAGAUUGGCCAGAGGAAGAGAUGCCUCCUAGCAAGAAGACCCGGUGCUUAAAAGAUAUCUGAAUGUUUCUUAACCAAUCACAGUAUCAUUGAUGCCAACAAAUGUUUACAUUGGAAGUAUGUCUAGUGGCAGUACAUUGGUGUCUAAAAUAAAUAGUUUGCGCAUUUUAUUCGAUGAUGCUCAUCAUAAACCUAGUUUAUGAACAAAAUGUAGCACGGAUUAAUAUUAUGCCGUCCGAUG
This is a messenger RNA of Panicum virgatum (switchgrass), 929 nucleotides long. RefSeq names its product protein FAR1-RELATED SEQUENCE 1-like. The record is from RefSeq and is a predicted model, not a curated record. The transcript has 2 exons. The coding region runs from base 50 to 751 and encodes 233 amino acids. Lineage: Eukaryota; Viridiplantae; Streptophyta; Magnoliopsida; Poales; Poaceae. Gene Ontology annotation, molecular function: zinc ion binding.